GCAUGCUUUGACAUCAUGCAUUGCAUAAAAAUGAGCUGCAGCCGCAUGUUCAUGCAGGACAGAGGAUGUAAUGACGGUUUGGGAUUGCUGAGCGUUGGCGGCAUCUCCUCUUGUGAAAGCCAAAUCGUCCGCAGUCCUCCGAUGUCCAGAACAUCCCUCCAUACAUCCUACAAGGCUCUAGAAGCAGCAGGGCCUUCAGAAAGCAUGGAUUUCUGUAGUGACCACGAAGUGUCUUCUAUCGAGUCUACAUCUCUAGGAGUGUCACCUGCAGACUCUGUGGACAGCAGUACAGAAAUCCAUGUCAGUCUAAGGAAGAAAGUGAAGAACAGGAUCUGCUCAUUCUUCAAGAGGACAUGGAAUGCUAUAAAGCGUCCUUCGUUCAGUGUUGAAACACUGACAGAGCCGUUUACGCCUCCGUCAAAUGACACAGAUCUAGACGGUGCAGAUUCAGCACGUCUUGCGGAUCCUAGGCUGGCUGAAUGGAGCUUUGACAGUGCCAACAACCCCUUUGAAGGAGGACGUGACAAUAGCCUGGAACUGUUAAGCAUUAGCAGUGAGGAACGAAGUUGGUCUCGGCAGAGUGGCCCUGCUAGAGAAGAGUGCGCAUGUUCUGAUCGUGAGAACACGUACGCAACAGAGUCUUCCAUGAGCCUGAAGGAGCCGAGUGACGAAAGGCGCCUUCUGUGGAGAACAGCACAGGUAAGACCGAAAGUACAGUAA
Messenger RNA from Puntigrus tetrazona (Sumatra barb), 720 nucleotides. RefSeq lists its product as uncharacterized. NCBI's taxonomy places the organism in Eukaryota, Metazoa, Chordata, Actinopteri, Cypriniformes, Cyprinidae. The transcript has 2 exons. The record is from RefSeq and is a predicted model, not a curated record. The coding region runs from base 16 to 720 and encodes 234 amino acids.